AUGUUUUCUGUAAUUUUAGUGUAUUUUUUUAUUCCAGUUGUAAUACCAGCUAUACGAAAUGAAUAUGGAUGCUUUAUCUCUGUAAACAGAAAUAUUAACGAACCACAGCCCCUUAUUUUGAACAAAGCUGGCACCAGCAUAUUGGAACCCAAAAUUGAGCCGGAUAUAAUUGAAAUUCCGGAAGGCGGGAAAUUUAAAUUGGCCUGCGUUGGAAACCACCUAUUUGCCGACGGUAAAACGUAUUCGGAAAUAGAAACUGUAACAUGCAGAUCGGGGUUAUUUUCCAUCCAAAACGAUCUGUACAAUUUUGGACAAAUAACCUGCGAAUAUUACCCGGAGAAUAUUGCGCGUUAUUCCGGAUUUUUUUGUGGGGGGAAUUACCGAGAAAUCGAAAUAGGGUUUCAGUUACCAAAACGGUUUUUAAGACUGGUUGGAAUCUGUUUUGAUCCUCUCGUUCAAACGACGUUGUACUCGAAAUAUCUUCUCACUUCAUCUAUUUACGGUCGCCAACAUAACUUCUCGAGGCCAUCUUGGAUAGAGGACGAUUUUUACCAUUUUGGAGAAGACACAGUUAACAUGAUUUACUCGCAAAAAAGGCAAUUGCAGACUAUAAACAGUCUUUUGGGACUGGAUCCAGAAUCCAAGGAAAUCGUGGAUACAUCUACCAAACAUUAUCUAGCCAGAGGGCAUCUGACAGCAAAGGCAGACUUUAUUUUUGGAAUUCAGCAGCAAGUCACUUUUCAUUUGGUCAACGUUGCCCCGCAAUGGGAGAUUUUUAAUGAAAACAACUGGCUGGCUGUGGAAAAUGAUGUCAGGAACUAUGCCAUCGAUAGGAACGCUACACUUGAGGUUUAUACAGGAACUUACGGUGUUAUGACAUUACCUCACUCCAAAACUGGAGAACAAAUAGAAGUCUAUUUAUACAACGAAGGAGAAGAGGUUGGCUUGCCUGUGCCUCUUUUAUACUGGAAAGCCGUAUAUAAUCGAAAAACAAAGUCUGGAGUAGUAGUUAUAGGAGUUAACAAUCCUUACAUAGAUGAUGUUUCUGAUGCUAUAAUUUGUGAAGAUAUUUCCAAAAGUAUAUCCUGGGGUUCAUGGAGUAAAAAAGAUUUUGUGAACGGAUAUAUUUAUGUUUGUACCUUGGAAGAUUUUGCUGAGAAAGUUCCAUACUUUCCGAAAUUGGAUGUUAGGGGUACUUUAACGUAG
This is a messenger RNA of Brassicogethes aeneus, 1206 nucleotides long. Lineage: Eukaryota; Metazoa; Arthropoda; Insecta; Coleoptera; Nitidulidae. The record is from the annotation of a GenBank genome assembly.